GAUAAAGCGACAUUUUUCUGUUUUGUGUUGAACGAAAAACAAAGCUCAAUAAAAAGGAAAGGAAUAAACAAUUAGUGAAAAAAUGGAAGACAAUAACACUCCCGAAGCACCUUCACCUUGCACAGCUGGUUGUGGUUUUUAUGGAAACAAGAUUUACAACAACAUGUGUUCGAAAUGUUUCAAAGAACAUGAAGCGCAAAACAAAAUGGAUAUUGUUCAUACAGCUACAUCCAAUAAUAAUACAACGACCACAUCCACGCCAAAGAUGAAAGUGAUAGAAACUCCCAAUUUACUCAUUUCCACUCCUUCUGCAACUGCAACUGCAACUGCUACAACAAAUACAAAUGUCGCAGCAUCCGCACUGACAACACCACCACCACAAGAAGCUUUGAAAGAUAAAGUGAUAGAAGACUCCGCAGCAGCAAUAGCAAUCACAGAAACAGCACCACAAAAGCCGAAAGAAGACACGAAUGAUGAUAAGGAUGCUCCUAAAAAACCAGUGCAAAAGAAUAAAGGACGUUGUUUUGAAUGUCGCUCAAAAAUUCCUCUUGCUAAACAAUUAACAAACAAAUGUCGUUGUGAUUAUAUCUUUUGUGAUACUCAUCGCUUCCCCGACAAACACCAUUGUACAUUUGAUCAUGCAAAGAAUGAUAAAGAUAUUUUGGCUAAAUUGAAUCCAAAGAUCAAUGACAAACCUCGUGGUGGCAACUCAUUCCAACGUAUUGAUAGUUUCUAGUCAUAGCUAAAACCGCAACGUGUCCCCCUCCCCCCACAAAUCGUGGGAUGCAAUGAUAUAAUAAUACAAUAAAUGAUAUUUAUCACAUCAUUCUGUCUUUUAAGGAACGAGAAAUAAAAAAGAGGGGAUUGCGUGGCCGUGUUAAAAAAAAAAAAAAAGAAAAAAAUAAAUUAUUUUGCUUUGUCCCUUAAAGGAAAUUUCACGUGAACUUUUUCCUUCUCUCGCUCUCUCUCUCUUUUUUCUCGCUCUAUCAACAAAAAAAAACCCCCCCAUGAUGUUUAAGGGGCU
Molecule: messenger RNA, 1024 nt
Organism: Mycotypha africana
Lineage: Eukaryota; Fungi; Mucoromycota; Mucoromycetes; Mucorales; Mycotyphaceae
Exons: 4
Coding region: 83-736 (217 amino acids)
Molecular function (GO): zinc ion binding; DNA binding
Source: RefSeq, a predicted model, not a curated record